Photinus pyralis (common eastern firefly) is the source of this 957-nucleotide messenger RNA. RefSeq names its product transmembrane protein 248-like. Lineage: Eukaryota; Metazoa; Arthropoda; Insecta; Coleoptera; Lampyridae. The record is from RefSeq and is a predicted model, not a curated record. The coding region runs from base 120 to 938 and encodes 272 amino acids. The transcript is spliced from 4 exons.
AGACUGCGGCUUAGGAAACUUCCACUGGAGGACAGAUUUUAAAAUAUAUAUAUAGGUUAUGUUAUUAAUAUUGAUGAUUUGUGUUUUGAAAAUAUAGAAUUCCAACAAAACUCCUCAAUAUGGUGUUUUCUGUACACAAAAACUUCACAACAAAUGUUAAAUCACGACCACCGCUAAUCGUAUUUACCGUUUGCCUUUUAGGUAUCAUAAUAACAUCUGUUUGUCUGGCGUACUACGUACACAGUGGAGACAAGAUCGUAAAUGUGGACGCAAUUAACGACUGGAUUUCGUUACUGAAGUACAUGAACAAGCUCGAACUGUGCACUAGCGUCGGCGACAAGUCACAGUUUCAAAUGAAAAUGCAACGGGACGCCUCCUCCGUGCGCGUAGCCACGCCCGCCAAGCUGCUGAAGCUCCCACCCAAUUCGCCGCACCGCUUUCAAGGACUGAUACCCUUGGCCGAUUGGAGCAGCAAAUGUCUCGAGAGAACGGACGUUCCUUCGCACCUGAAGGUGGAAUUCUCCGUGCCGCAACAGAACGACACCGAAGAAAUUUGCGUGACGAUAACCGGGCCCGCCGAUUUCAUGCCCAAGCUCAGCGUGCAAGAUCCGUGUAAGUCACCGGAGCCGGUUGGUACACGAAAUAAAAAUAAAUGGGGACUUUUAAAGGCGAACACCAAGGACGUGCCCGUCGACACUUUUUGCGACGAGGAGCUGCUGUUACAGUUGCAGUACGACAUCGACUACAAUCAGAACUUGAAAUACGAGAUGUACCUGAGCGACGAGGAUCGCCUGAUGAUUAACUCGCAUUUGAUAGUCACGAGUUGUUUUCUAGUUUUUGUCGUCGUUUUAAUUACUUGUUACGCGCUUGUAAGGAAGACCAGCAGUAGUAUUAGUGAAUCAAAACAGCACUUAAUGUCGAAAGGGAUGUAUUUGUAAAUAAACGUUUAAGAAAGUC